This is a messenger RNA of Fomitiporia mediterranea MF3/22, 1469 nucleotides long. RefSeq lists its product as uncharacterized. The annotation marks the transcript as partial. The transcript has 9 exons. The record is from RefSeq and is a predicted model, not a curated record. Gene Ontology annotation, cellular component: Atg1/ULK1 kinase complex; phagophore assembly site. Lineage: Eukaryota; Fungi; Basidiomycota; Agaricomycetes; Hymenochaetales; Hymenochaetaceae. Gene Ontology annotation, biological process: activation of protein kinase activity; autophagy of mitochondrion; piecemeal microautophagy of the nucleus. Gene Ontology annotation, molecular function: protein kinase activator activity; molecular adaptor activity.
AAUGUCCCGACCAACGAGCCCGCCAUCGCCGGGCACACCACACCUUGUCUCACUCGUCUUACACUCAAAGAAGGCGUUGCAGCAUGGAGAACAGCUGUGUUCUCGUGCGCAUGAGCUUAUGCAUGGGACGUCGAGUUUGGCGACGGACGUGCUUGCGUUGGAUGCUAAGGCGAGGUGGGUUGUGCAGGGAAUUAUGGAGCAGUUGAAGCUUGCUGGGAGCGUUGCGAGGAGUAUUGAGGUGAGGAGGAAUAGGUUGGAUGACCAGGCGAAGGAAUGGGAUAAAGGACGUUCGUUCCAUUCAGGAAACCUAGAUGCCAUCCUUGAGUCGCUCGAGAAACAGGUCGUACCGCCUGACUUCCAUUUGUCGUCUUCUUCCUCUUCACUUUUCGGUGGACGUGACUUGGAUGAUGCAGGGGAUGCUGACCAUGGAGACGGUCAAGACGGUGGUGGUAAUGAUGGGGUUCUACCCAACGGAGAUGCGAAGAUGCAUAAUAGUGGAGGACAGGACCGAAGUAAAUGGAAGACGCUGCGUGACUUUGUAGAUGUUGGUAACAUUGUAAAGGCGACGGAGGAGAUGGACGAAGACCGAGAUUUACUUGAGGACAUCUCGUCCAAAACAGAAGGUUUCUCAAUAAACCUGAACGAGAGCGUACAAGCUUUACAAGGUGCUCUACCAACCCCCGGAACGAUUCCCUCGAUACGAGAGAUGUUCGCCUCUCAGGAGGUUGCGUCUACGAAUAUGGCGAAUCACUUGGAAGGAUUGGCGUCACAUUAUGACCAGAUGGCAGCUGCCUUGAAGGAUAAGGAAGCUGGGUUGGAAAUCAAUGAGGACGAUUUGCUAGACAUGAACAGAGAUACGGACGAGCUCCCAGCAAUUAUUGCAGAGCUUGAAGAUGACGUGGCGAAUGUGAAGUCUAGCCAUGACCAACUUGUGUCAGCUAAGCAGGACGCACUAGUUCGUUUAGGCAAAUUGGGCGAAAUCGUUGAUCAGUUAGACGAAUUGGAAGGAGUCAUGUCUGAUAUGCUUGCGCAGCAAACGGAUGUUGAGACCGAGUAUGAGGUGCAUCUUGCCGCAUUGCAGCAACAUCUCACUACAUUGGAACAUUUAUGCAUCACGUUUACGUCCUACGAAACGUCCUUCAACAGUCUUCUGCUGGAACUCGAGCGUCGAAGACGGUACAAAACUGCAAUGGAAGAACUCGUUCGGGGAAUGACUCGACAGCUGGAGGCUUUGCGAGAAGAGGAGACCCGACUUCGAGAGGGUUUCUUUGCUGAACAUGGAAAUCACCUUCCUACGGAUUUAUGUACCUCCGUGUCGAACAUGCCGACAAAAUGGGAGGUAGGGCCAGCUCCGGGUGAGACUCUGGAGGAACUCCCUUCUAUAGACGAAGAUUUGAUUGUUGAGGCUGCACGACGAAUGGAACUUGCUAAAGAUGGUACCGAGAGCGUAUAAUUAUAUUCAGACCGCG